Messenger RNA from Caenorhabditis remanei, 3342 nucleotides. RefSeq lists its product as uncharacterized. The coding region runs from base 1 to 3342 and encodes 1113 amino acids. The transcript has a single exon. The record is from RefSeq and is a predicted model, not a curated record. NCBI's taxonomy places the organism in Eukaryota, Metazoa, Nematoda, Chromadorea, Rhabditida, Rhabditidae.
AUGAAGUUACUGGUCUUCUCAUUCCUUUUUCUUUCCGCUCUAGCGGUUUAUUCUAAUGCAUUCUCUCUACGAUUCAUCAGAGGUGUACAGCCUGAUAAGGCACCCGCCGAUGCUGAUCAACACCGAGGAUCCCGAUCUGCUGGAAAUAGUGCUCCACACCAAGCCGACGUUGAACCAAAGCCAGUGAAGAGAUUCGCCCCAGACCGUGCACCAAUGGACAUCUUCUCUGCUGAUCAGGAGCAAUCCCGCCCAGCCAGAGCUGCCGGUGAGCAACCAAAGACUCAAGGAGAUGAACAAGGACAACACCGUCCAGCCAGAGCUGCCGGAGAACAAGCUAAAACACAAGGAGCCGACCAGGAGCAAUCCCGACCAGCCCGUGGAGCUGAAGUUCAUGCCAAGACCCAAGGAGCCGAGCAAGGACAGUCCCGCCCAGCCAGAGACACCGAAAUGAGCGCCAAGACCCAAGGACUCGGAGCACAAAUUGGAGCCAAGACUCAAGGAGCUGAACAAGAACAAUCCCGCCCAGCCCGCGGAGCUGAGGUUCAUGCCAAGACCGGAGGAUUUGCACCAAAAACCGACGGAGCCGACCAAGAGCAAUCUCGUCCAGCUAGAGCCACUGAGAUGCAUGCCAAGACCCAAGGAGCCGAUGCUCAAAUUGGAGCCAAGACCCAAGGAGCUGAGCAAGAGCAAUCUCGUCCAGCUCGUGCCGCAGCUAACAUUGGAGCCAAGACCCAAGGAGUUGAUGCCCAGAUCGGAGCUAAGACUCAAGGAGCUGACCAGGAGCAAUCCCGCCCAGCUCGCGCUGCCGGAGAACAGGCAAAGACUCAAGGAGCUGAACAAGGACAACAACGCCCAGCCAGAGCUGCCGGAGAACAAGCCAAACCACAAGGAGCUGAGCAAGAGCAAUCCCGACCAGCUAGAGCCACUGAGAUGCAUGCCAAGACCCAAGGAGCCGAUGCUCAAAUCGGAGCCAAGACCCAAGGAGCCCUCGACCAAGACCAACACAAGCCAAUGAAGAGAGAAGCCGGAGAGCGCAAGCCAAAGGAUCUCUUCUCCGCCGAAGCCAAUGCCAGCCAACACCGUCCAGCCAGAGCUGCCGGAGAGCAAGCCAAACCACAAGGAGCCGAGCAAGACCAAUCCCGCCCAGCCCGUGGAGCUGAAGUUCAUGCCAAGACCCAAGGAGCCGAGCAAGGACAGUCCCGCCCAGCCAGAGACACUGAGAUGAAUGCCAAGACCCAAGGAAUCGGAGCCCAGAUUGGAGCCAAAACUCAAGGAGCCGACCAGGAGCAAUCCCGCCCAGCUAGAGCCGCCGGAGAACAACCAAAGACUCAAGGAGCUGAACAAGGACAACAACGCCCAGCACGUGAGACCGGAGAUGUUGCUGCCAAGACCCAAUCCGCUGACCAGAACCAACACCGACCAUCCAGAGACACCGCUCAUGCCAGUGCAAAGACUCAAGGAGCUGAUCAACACAAACCAAUGAAGAGAGCCGCCGGAGACCGUCACGAGAAGGACCUCUUUUCUGCUGAAGCCGAUGCCAACCAACACCGCCCAGCCCGCGCUGCCGGAGAGCAACCAAAGACUCAAGGAGCUGAACAAGGACAACAACGCCCAGCUAGAGACACCGAGAUGCAUGCCAAGACCCAAGGAGCCGAUGCCCAGAUUGGAGCCAAGACCCAAGGACUUGAGGAGCAAUCUCGUCCAGCCCGUGGGGCCGAUGUUCAUGCCAAGACUCAAGGAGCCGACCAGGAGCAAUCUCGCCCAGCUCGUGCCGCAGGAGAGCAACCAAAGACUCAAUCCGCUGACCAACAACAAUCCCGUCCAGCCAGAGACACCGAAGUGAGCUCCAAGACCACAGGACUCGGAGCACAAAUCGGAGCCAAGACCCAAGGAGCUGACCAGGAGCAAUCUCGUCCAGCCAGAGCCGCUGCCAACAUUGGAGCCAAGACCCAAGGACUCGAGGAGCAAUCCCGACCAUCCCGUGCCGCCGGAGCCCAAGACCCAAAGGGAACUCAACAAGCUGAUCAGGACCAACACAAGCCAAUGAAGAGAGCAGCCGGUGAGAAUGUUGGAGAGAAUGCACAUGGAAAGGGACCACAAGGAGCCGAGUCAUCUCGCCCAGCAAGAGCAUCGGGACAAGUUGGAGCCAAGACUCAGGGAACCGAGAUGGAGCACAGACCAACCAGAGCCGCCGGACAAGAAGCUGGAAAGGGAACUCAAUCCGCCGAUCAACAACAAUCCCGCCCAGCCAGAAAUACUGAGAUGCAUGCCAAAACUCAAGGAGCUGAUGCCCAGAUUGGAGCCAAAACCCAAGGAGCCGACCAGGAGCAAUCCAGACCAGCAAGAGCUACUGCUCAAGCCGGAGCCAAGACCCAAGGAGCCGAGCAAGGACAAUCUCGUCCAGCUAGAGGAGCUGAGGUUCACGCCAAGACCCAAUCUGCCGACCAACAACAAUCCCGCCCAGCUAGAGCAUCUGCCAACAUUGGAGCCAAGACCCAAGGAGCCGAGCAAGGACAGUCCCGCCCAGCUAGAGGAGCUGAGGUUCACGCCAAGACCCAAUCUGCUGACCAACAACAAUCUCGUCCAGCCCGUGGAGCUGAAGUGAAUGCGAAGACCCAAGGAGUUGAUGCCCAAAUCGGAGCCAAGACCCAAGGAGCCCUCGACCAAGACCAACACAAGCCAAUGAAGAGAGAAGCCGGAGAGCGCAAGCCAAAGGAUCUCUUCUCCGCCGAAGCCGAUGCCAGCCAACACCGCCCAGCCAGAGCUGCCGGAGAGCAAGCCAAACCACAAGGAGCCGAGCAAGACCAAUCCCGCCCAGCUAGAGCUACUGAGAUGCAUGCCAAGACUCCAGGAGCCGAUGCCCAGAUCGGAGCCAAGACUCAAGGAGCCGAUCAGGAGCAAUCCCGCCCAGCCCGCUUUGCUGGAGAGCAAGCCAAACCACAAGGAGCCGAGCAAGGACAAUCCCGCCCAACCAGAGACACUGAGAUGAAUGCCAAGACCCAAGGACUCGGAGCCCAGAUUGGAGCCAAGACUCAAGGAGCCGAGCAAGAGCAAUCCCGCCCAGCCCGUGGAGCCGAAGUGAAUGCCAAAACCCAAGGACUUGACCAGGAGCACAAGCCAAUGAAGAGAGAUGCCGGAGACCGUAAACCAAAGGAUCUCUUCUCCGCCGAAGCUGAGCAACAACGACCAGCCAGAGGUGCCGGAGACCGUCACGAGAAGGACCUCUUCUCCGCUGAAGCCGAUCAAGAACGUAUGCGACCAUCCCGAGGAGCCGGUGACCGUCAACCAAAGGAUAUUUUCUCUGCCGAAGUAGAUGACCAUCGUUCCCUUUUCUUCUGGUGA